UUAUUUUGUCUGGACUGUGACGUAUUUUCUGGUUCCGGUUUUCUGUGACAGACCGCUUUAGAUUCAUGAGUUUAAAAGAAAAGAAUAAUCCUGUAAAACACACACAGUAACUUCAAGGACAUGGCGUGUUCCAGAGUUCCUUUAGAUGAACUACAAGUGACAGAGGUGUGUGGACCUCAGGGGAGAGAGAGAACACUUCCAGCUCUGCACCCCGAGCGUAAAGAGGAGCGAGGUUUCGUGAUGUACACUCCGCCCCCGGAUGACGACUCACCUGCUGAGGUGGAGGAGUUUCUGGAGCAUGCUCAGUUUAUCUCUGAGGAUCUGGAGUGGCUCCUGUCGCUACCUCAUGACAAGUUCUGGUGUCAGGUGGUGUUUGAUGAGUCUUUACAGAGGUGUUUGGACUCGUACCUGUCUCUGGCUCCUCGCGGUAUCGACUCGUCGUGUCUGUCUCUCUCUCCGGCCGUGUCUGAGGCUCAGCGCCGCCUUCAUCGCUCCGUCUUCAUGGUCUUCCUCAGGAUGGCAACGCACAAAGAGUCCCAGGAGAACUUCAUCACUCCCUCCGUGUUCGGAGAAAUCAUCUACGACAACUUCCUCUUCGACAUUCCCAAAAUCCUGGACCUGUGUGUGUUAUUCGGACGAGGGAAUUCCCAACUGCUGCACAAAAUGAUCGAGAACAUCUUCAUUCAGCAGCCCAGUUACUACGGCGACCUAAACGAGACCGUUCCCUCCAUCAUACAGGUGUUUAACACCAUCCUGGACAGAUGUGGACUUCAGUCGGGAGACUCUGCUGACUAUGAGCCUCUUAAACUGAACACACACACUCGCUUCACCACCAUGACCAUGAGAGAGGAGGAUCUUGCAGACCAGGUGUUGUACCUGUGUGACACCUGCACCACUGUUAACUGCUUCCUGGAUAUUUUUCCUGAAGCCUGUAACACCUUUUACCAACACGGCUUCCUCAGCAGACUCUCCUCGUUUUAUGAGUUAGCAGUUCCUGAAAUGGUGAGCGCAGUGAGGAAGAGGAACUUCAGUAAAUGGGUACAGGAGGAUCUGUGGAGGAGGCUUUGUCACUCUCGCAGGAGAAUGAUAGAGAUCACACACACACUGCUCCAACACAACUGUCUACAACCCAUACUGGAAGGAUCUGAGAACACAGCUGCUCAUGUGGAGGAUGUUCUCCAAACCUUCACGACAUUCCUGCAGGAGAAAAGGUUCCUGGCUGAUUAUGAUGAGGUGUAUCCUGUAGCUGAGGACAUCAGUCUCCUUCAGCAGGCCUUUCCUCACCUAGACGACACUCGGACCUCGUACCUUUUGCAUGGUGUUGAAUCUGCAUGGGAGAACAUAGGAAAAAAAAGACCUCACACCCUGUCAGCCAAUCACAAUGCAGAAUCCAGCAGCAAUGCAUGCUGGGAUACACAGUCUGCACAGCACAAGACAGAAGAGCUGGGGGUGGAGCUUCAGGGGGCAGGGAGUAUGAUUGACAUUCCAACAAGGGACAAUAAUGGGGCAGUAUGCAGUGUGAGUGCUGGAGAGCUAGAGUCACUGCUCUCUCACAUCAGAGACUUGCUGCCAGAUUUGGGGGAGGGGUUUCUGAUGUCCUGCCUCGAAACAUACGGCUACGAUGGCGAGAUGGUCAUCAACAACAUCCUGGAGGACCGAUUGACUCCUGAGCUGAGGAACCUCGACAGGAACAUGCCCAGGCCGGUGAAGGAAGCUACGCCCACAGUGCUCAGCACCCGGUCCAAUGUAUUUGAUGAUGACGAGUUUGACGUGUUUUCUCGGGAUAACGUGGACAUGAGACGUGUGUGGAGGGGCAGGAGACAGGGUGAGAGUAUGCGUGAUCUGCUCAAUGACAAGCAGCACAUUAAUGAACAGAGAGACAGAUAUCGCUCCUACCAGACAGUGGUGGAUGAGAUUCCCAUAGCAACGGACCAGUCUGGUAACCAAGGCAACGCUUAUCUCAUGGACGACUAUGACGACGAGUAUGACGAUACAUACGACAUCAACCAAGUGGGAGCCAAUGAUCUGGACGAGGACGACGAGCUGCUGAAUCGCAGGCCGUUUACGACCCCUCAGGUGCUCAGAACUGGCAGGCAGGAAGAAGAGGAGAAUGAAGAAGAAGAAGAAGAGGAGAAGGAGCCAGCAGUAAAGCGGGAUCAGUUCGUGCAGGAUCCAGCCAUGCUGAGAGAGCGAGCUGAGGCCCGACGAGCCGCCAUGCAGAACAGAAGAGGCUUCAGAGCUCCGCCCCAAAGCAAUGUGGCGGGCGGACCUAAGGGGCGGGGCCAGACUCAGGAGACGGUCCAGGAUCGGCGAAGAAAGGAAGCGAACAAGGGUCGAGGAGCCAAUCACAACCGCCGGAUGAUGGCAGACAGGAAGAGGAACAAAGGCAUGAUCCCUUCAUGAAGCGUCGUUUCUGUUGCCAUGGCGUUAAUAUGCAUCAUCAUCUAGUUGCCAGAGCUUCACAAUUUUUUUUUUUUUUUUUUAUGAUUUUUAUUCAAAUGUCUUGAUUCGGCUCCAAUGCAAAUGAAACGCAACCAAACUUUACGAAUUUAAUAAUAAAAAGAAUUUAAUUUAAUUGAAUGCCGGGGGGGGGGGAUAUGUGUUUAUCUGACCUCAGCAGCUCUCAUCACUUCUUUCUUCCAUCAGUAACUGCUGCAUCUCCAAUACUAAUUUUAUGAUGUCAUCAUGUGGACUAUGACAUCACGGUGUCACUCAUCAUCUGCCUUUAGUUUUGCUGAACUGAAUUAUGGGAUUGCGUUUUCACACCACCCAGGGCGUGGCUCCACCCACAACACAGGUCACCGCCUACCUCAAGUCUGAAGUUACCAUGGCAACCACACUGUAAUUGCAUUAUUGUUGCACACAAGCACUUAACACUCCUGAUUAUCAUCCAGCGGAGUAAAAUUGUGUGUGUGUGUGUGUGUGUGUGUGUGUGUGUGUGUGUGUGUGUGUGUGAGAGAAAGAAAACUUUUAUUUUAAACGCAAAAGGAAACUUUUUUGGGGAUGUGACGAGUUUAAAAUCAAACUGGAAAAAAUAAAAGUUCUUCAGACUUUAA
This is a messenger RNA of Silurus meridionalis, 3056 nucleotides long. It is a transcript of the gene ascc2, whose product is annotated as activating signal cointegrator 1 complex subunit 2. The record is from RefSeq and is a predicted model, not a curated record. The transcript is spliced from 19 exons. The coding region runs from base 121 to 2403 and encodes 760 amino acids. Gene Ontology annotation, molecular function: ubiquitin binding. NCBI's taxonomy places the organism in Eukaryota, Metazoa, Chordata, Actinopteri, Siluriformes, Siluridae. Gene Ontology annotation, biological process: regulation of DNA-templated transcription.